UAUAAAGUGCAUACUUAAAUAAGUAAUUACUUUCUAUUGUCAAGUGUUGAACUUUUAAGACGGUUAAAGGAAUUCCUGUUAUCAUAAUUUGUUUCUCGAUCUGUUCGACUGGGUGAAGUACUCAAAAGCUAAUUGUUUAGUCAAGUAAAUGUUAUUUAAUUUCUAUUCAGCUGUAACUGGUGUGUUGGAAUUUUGUAGUUUAAAUUUAGAACUUUACAUUUAUAUACCAGCUGUACUGGUAACUAAUUUUGCUUUUGAGCAUAACUUCCGUGGUUAAUAUUUCGAAUUAUCACGGACCUAUCCUAAUAGACAUUCCCGCAGUGUAUUCUGGUAACUGAAUUGUUACAAUGGACAGUUAAAACAUUUUUUGGGCCAGGAACCAGUUUCUAUUCCGUUACAACCGUAAUCUGUCUGAAAUUGCUAGGUGUUUUGGAGUAAAUCAUGUGCACGAUGAUCCGGCUACUCUCAGGGACAGGGGCUGAGAGACUGGACUGUACAUUCCUCAGAAAUGCUUUUGGUGUGUUUGCUGGAUAGAGUCAAAUCCGCAGUGUUUGGUUCUGUACAGUAGUAUACGAAGAACCAAACUGCUUUAGUGACUACGUAUGCAUAUAAAGUUUUUUUUUAAGGAAUAAAGUAUAGUUUUGAAACUUUGAUAAAGGGUAGUCAGCCGAGACAAGCCACAUGCUUUAGACGGUGGGGGUGGGGAGUGAGGCUGCGCUUGCGUAUUGGCUGCAGAGCGGCGGCUGACGUCACGUGGUGCUCGGAGAAGCUGAGUGGCGGGGCCGGGAGGAGAGGAGAAAGCAGACAGAAGAGCAGGAGAAAGGCAAAGAAAGCGAGGGAGCCUAGGCCUGGCCAUAAUACCGUACGAAAGGGCCACCGCGGAGAGACCCAGAAAACAAUCAAAUCUGAACAUCUUCCGCAUCAUGUCCGCUGCACAGGUGUCUUCGUCCCGGAGACAGUCGUGUUAUCUCUGCGAUCUGCCUCGCAUGCCGUGGGCCAUGAUCUGGGAUUUUACUGAGCCCGUCUGUCGCGGCUGCGUCAACUACGAAGGGGCCGAUCGCAUCGAGUUUGUCAUCGAGACGGCGCGCCAACUGAAGCGGGCUCACGGUUUCCAGGAGGGCCGCUCGCCAGGGCCGCCUCCUGUCAAAGUGCAGUCCUUGGGUGGCAGCAAAGAGGCGGCUCAACAGCUCAACCACGUCGACGGCUCGUCCAAAGGGCCCCAGCCGCCUGUCGAUCGCUAUUCUUUGAGCGAGAGACCCCGAUUCGAGUACCCGAGCCUCGCCCAUGCUGGCAGGCUUCCCAAUGGCCUGAGUGGACCCAACGGAUUCCCCAAACCUGAGGACAUUCCGCCGGAACUCAACCGCCAGAGUCCCAAUUCAUCACGAAGAAAUCAUAACAUCGUGCCCCCGGGCCCCGUCACAGUGCCGCCCAACUUGCUGCCGCAGACCACUUUAAACGGUCCGUCCGCAGGAGCUCUGGGUCCACACGGGCUGCUAAGCAGGCCGUCUCCUUCCAGCAGCUUGGCCGGGACAUCGGUGACGGUCAGUAGUCAAGUCCUGAGUGAUGUGAACAAACGGCCAGGCUCAGUGUCCAGCAGUGACCAAGAGAGGGAACUCAAAGAGAAACAGAGAAAUGCCGAGACUCUGGCUGAGCUGGGCGAGAGCUUGAGAAACCGCUCUGAGGACUGGGUCAACAAGCCCAAGAUCGUGCGGGAGACGCUGCUCACCCUAUCCAACUGCAAUCCCUUCGAUGUGCGCUUUAAGAAGGAUCACUCUCUUUUGGGCCGGGUAUUCGCCUUCGACGCCGUCUCCAAGCCCGGCAUGGACUUCGAGCUGAAGAUCUUUAUUGAGUACCCGAGCGGUUCGGCCAAUGUCUUCUCCAGCGCCUCGGGAGUUGCCAAGCAGAUGUACCAGGACUGCAUGAAGGAUUUCAGCAGAGGCCUAUCGUCCGGUUUCAAGUACUUAGAGUAUGAGAAGAAACAUGGCUCGGGAGACUGGCGCUUGCUGGGUGACCUGCUGCCUGAGUCGGUGCGUUUCUUUAAGGAGGUGGUGGGGGCCGAUAUGCUGCCGCAGCCCCAUAUAGACGCCAAUUGCCCCAUUUUACCCACCGCCCUGUGUAAUAUACCCCGGCCCCCGCCCAACAGCUCGAGAACUGGGAUGCGCAAACGCAAAGCGUCUCCUGAACCCGAUUCGGAAACAGGCAGUGUAAAGCUGGAAGAGCGGCAGCAGCAGUGGCUGUCCAACCAAAAUGAAGCCUUAAAGCUUACUAUGGCGGCAUCAGGCAGUUUUGGCUCAAGUGGUGUGGCUCAUGGGGGUUCCGCUCUGCCACCCAACCGGACCACCCCUCCCGAAUGCAGCGCCCAAAAUGGACAGUCGCCCAUGGCUGCCCUCAUGUCCGUGGCCGACACCCUUGGAAAUGCCCACUCUCCAAAGGACAGCAGCAAUUCGGUACAUUCAACCACGAGUACCAGCACUCGGAGGAAUAGCAACAGCCCCGUGUCCCCUGCCUCGGGUGGUGGCCAGCGCCGCAUGGUGUCCAGGAACGGGGAUGCUGCACUGUCCGUUGCACCACCUAACAACCAUCCCAACCCCAGCAUUGACCCCGUUCAUCCCCCAAACAUUCCAGACUCACCAAUGGCCAACAACGGGCCCCUGUGCUGCACCAUUUGUCAUGAACGUUUGGAGGAUACUCACUUUGUGCAAUGCCCAUCAGUGCCCAAUCAUAAAUUCUGUUUCCCAUGUUCUCGGGAAAGCAUUAAGGCGCAGGGGGCAAAUGGAGAAGUUUAUUGCCCCAGUGGAGAAAAAUGCCCUUUAGUAGGUUCGAAUGUCCCUUGGGCAUUCAUGCAAGGAGAGAUUGCUACAAUCUUAGCUGGGGACGUUAAGGUCAAAAAAGAAAGAGACCCAUAAUUUCUUAACUUCAGUAAUUGAAGUAAAAUGUGAAUAAGAACUAAAAGAAAGUUAGUCUUAUGUAUAGACAUUUUUCAUUUCCAUCGUAUGUUUCUAUAUUUUGAAACAAGGUAUGUACUCUUCUUCAUUUGAAGGAUGAACCUGGUUUUGUUUAAAGAAUAUCAGAUAUUAUUGCUUAAUACUGUUUUCACUUAUGGCAGUGUGUUGGCUAGGUACAGAGCAUAGCACUUAGCAAUUAACGCUGCUGGUGUGUUUUUGUAAAUGUAUGCACUUCGCUGAAUUGCCAAGGCCAGUGUUGACGUCUGCAGAAAUGCAAACAAAUUGUUACAAGAAUGGUUACAGUUAGCUAUGUUACGAGCCCUGGAGGUAAUCUCCUACAAAGUGACUUUUUUUAAAAAAAGGUGAGGGGUUCUUUUUAUUAGUUUCCAAGGGCAAAAUAUUUCAUUUUAUGAUUCAGUGACCUGAAUUUUUUAUAAUGUGUUCUUUUGCUUUAUGGAUGCACGAAUGCUUUAAAUAGUAGAGCAAAAUGCUGUACUGUAUAUGACAAAACUGCUCUGUUUGUUCUUUAUACAUUUCUGUAGUAACAGAAGACUGUAAUGUGCCUUGGAACUGAAUAAAUUGUAAUAAAUUCGAUGAAUAAG
Messenger RNA from Stegostoma tigrinum, 3547 nucleotides. It is a transcript of the gene irf2bpl, whose product is annotated as interferon regulatory factor 2 binding protein-like. Gene Ontology annotation, cellular component: nucleus. The transcript has a single exon. Gene Ontology annotation, molecular function: transcription corepressor activity. Gene Ontology annotation, biological process: regulation of transcription by RNA polymerase II. The coding region runs from base 924 to 2906 and encodes 660 amino acids. Lineage: Eukaryota; Metazoa; Chordata; Chondrichthyes; Orectolobiformes; Stegostomatidae. The record is from RefSeq and is a predicted model, not a curated record.